Molecule: messenger RNA, 2573 nt
Organism: Harmonia axyridis
Lineage: Eukaryota; Metazoa; Arthropoda; Insecta; Coleoptera; Coccinellidae
Product: ATP-dependent RNA helicase DDX42
Exons: 11
Coding region: 244-2421 (725 amino acids)
Molecular function (GO): nucleic acid binding; RNA helicase activity; ATP binding
Source: RefSeq, a predicted model, not a curated record
AGUUCACCAGUUGUUCAGUUGAUCUUCUAACCAUGUUGGUUCGGUAGAUCGUAAGUUCUGAAGAGUAUUUGACAUUUAUAUUUUGUAUAAAUAAAUUGAUAAUAUCGGGGUUGUAUUGAAGCAAAAUUGGGAAUAUAUUUGGUGUUUGAAUUAAGGCUUCCUUCAGUAAUUUUCAAGGUUGAGUUUAGAAUCCUUACCAUAUAGUGAAUAAGAUAAAAAUUGAUAUAUGUAAUUAAGCAAAAAAUGAGUGGUUUUAACUAUUCCGGCUUUAAUAUGAAUAAAGCUCCUACUACAAGACAUAAUGCAGUGCCACCUCCUUCAUCGAUAAGUGGCCCUUCUUCAUCUAUAAGUGGCUUGAGUAAGCAGGGCUAUUCAACAAUGAAUGCUAUUAGCCAAAACGCUUUAUCUGCAGCUUGGGGUGGCAGUAAGAAAAGAGCUGCUACUGAAGAUGAGUAUUUUGAGGAUGAUGAAGAAGAAACAGUGCCAGACUUGGCGUAUAUUCCAGCUCCUGACAGCCCAACGAGAAUUGAAAUGGAAAAGAAGAAACAGCAAGAAGAAGAAGAAGAUGAUCCUCUUGAUGCGUAUAUGGCUGGUAUUGAGUACCAGAUGAAAAGAGAAGCUUCAAAUAGUGCCUCUCGAAGGCAGGUAAGAAAUGAUUUAGAAGAGGAAGAUGAUGAAGAAUCAUAUUACCGAUAUAUGGAAGAAAAUCCAAAUGCUGGAUUAGUUCCAGUUGAUGAAGACCAUCCAGAGGUAGAAUAUGAUGAAGAUGGAAACCCUAUUGCUCCUGAUAAAAAAAGGAUUAUUGAUCCAUUAUCACCUAUAGACCAUUCUACAAUAGAAUAUAAGCCAUUCCAAAAAAAUUUCUAUAAUGAGCACCCAGAAAUAUCUUCUUUAUCUUCAGAUCAGGUGAAAGAACUGAGAGAAGCUUUAGGUAUCAAAGUAACAGGAAAUAAUGCACCAAAACCUGUCUCUUCUUUCGCCCAUUUCAAUUUUGAUGAAAAACUUCUAAAAGUCAUAAUCAAAGCAGAAUAUUCAUCUCCCACUCCUAUUCAAGCACAAGCUGUUCCUUGUGGACUUUUGGGAAGAGAUGUUCUGGGAAUUGCUCAAACUGGUAGUGGUAAGACUGCAGCAUUUCUUUGGCCACUUCUGAAACACGUAUCUGCACAAACUCCUGUAGAGGAAGGAGAAGGACCCAUUGCUUUGAUAUUAGCCCCUACCAGGGAAUUGGCGUUACAAAUAUACAACGAAGCUAAGAAGUUUGCUAGAGUUUAUGAUUUAAGGGUCAUUUGUACUUAUGGUGGAGGCUCCAAAUGGGAGCAGAGUUUGGCUCUGAAAGAGGGGGCAGAUAUUGUAGUUGCUACUCCUGGUCGUAUAAUCGAUCACGUCAAAACAGGAUCAACAAAUCUCGAAAGAGUAACAUUUUUGGUUCUCGAUGAAGCUGAUAGAAUGUUUGAACUUGGUUUUGAACCUCAGGUUAGGUCAGUUUGUAACCAUGUUCGUCCAGACAGACAAACAUUACUUUUCAGUGCCACUUUCCGUAAGAAAGUAGAAAGAUUGGCAAAAGAUGCUCUGCAAGAUCCUGUUAAGAUAUCACAGGGUAUCUUGGGCCAGGCGAAUGAAGAUGUUACACAGCAUGUUCUCCUUUUGAAAGACCAAGAAGCAAAAAGAAACUGGUUGUAUGGAAUAUUGGUAGAACUGUUAUCUGCAGGAUCAGUUCUUUUGUUUGUUACGAAAAAAUUAGACGCAGAGCAGAUGGCUCAUAAUCUCAAAGUUAAGGAGUUUGAAUGUCUUCUUCUGCAUGGUGACAUGGAACAAUGUGAUAGAAGUCAGGUUAUUAUGUCUUUCAAAAAGAAGGAAUGCUCACUUUUGGUUGCUACCGAUGUGGCAGCUAGAGGUCUUGACAUACCACACGUGAGAACAGUCAUAUGCUUCGAUAUAUCUCGCGACAUAGACACACAUACGCACAGAAUAGGUAGGACAGGAAGAGCAGGUACUCAAGGUACAGCGUAUACCUUACUGACGCCGCAAGAUAAAGAAUUCGCAGGCCACAUCGUUAAGAAUUUAGAAAUGGCUAACCAGAAUGUGCCCCAGGAAGUAUUGGAUUUGGCCUUGCAGAGUUCUUGGUAUAGAAAACAGAGGUUCCGCAAGAAGGGUGAAAGUGCCAACGUUGGUGGCAUAGGUUUAGGGUUUAAGGAAAAAUCAAGUCAACCUAUGAAAGGGUUUGUCCCAGCGGGGGGCAAUAGUAGCAGCAGCAGCGAAACUCCUUCAUCUACAACUAGUGCUCCAAGAGGUCCCGCAACUGACCGUUUAUCAGCCAUGAAAGCCGCUUUCAGAUUACAAUAUCAAAAUCAAUUUACUGCAAGCGCAGAUCAGCCUCCACCGCCAGCUCCUCCUACCCGAAAAAAGAGUAGAUGGGAGUGAAUAUUAGAGUAUACUUCUUAACUUAUUAGUGUAAUGUGCAAAACUAUCUAAAAAUUUGUGCAAACUUGAGUCAUAAAGAAAAUAAAACUUCAUGUUAAUAUGGUUCAUCAAUUUUAUAGUUUCAAUAAAAUUAAAAAAAACUGAAAAUUUUA